Messenger RNA from Cydia fagiglandana, 2108 nucleotides. RefSeq lists its product as uncharacterized. The record is from RefSeq and is a predicted model, not a curated record. Bases 796 to 1854 code for a protein of 352 amino acids. Lineage: Eukaryota; Metazoa; Arthropoda; Insecta; Lepidoptera; Tortricidae. Gene Ontology annotation, molecular function: nucleic acid binding. The transcript has 2 exons.
GUAAGAAUCAAACGAUCUGACCUAGUGUACUCAAAGACUCUCAAAAAUACAAUACCAUUGAGUGGUAAACCACAAAUUAGGAUAAUCACCUCGUAGUAAAAGCAGAUUAUAACCGCCUUGAAAUGUUAGUAUAGAUUAACGACUCUAUUUCUUUAAACGAUAGACUACAAAAUACACUAACUAAAUAAUGGCUAACCUAACUUUUUUUGCAUUUAACAACCAUCGACACUCAAAAAGAAUGCACUCAGUAGAAAAACAGCUAUGAGAUACCAUAAAAUUUCAUUAUAUUAUCGACUCUAUAGUCUUAUCAUAAGGAUAAAAAUGCUUUGAAGGUAAGAAUAACACUUCACACGUUUUGCAUUUAGAGAUAACAGAUGUGCCGCCAGGGUCGUACUCUCAUUGUUGCAAUUGAUAAGCACGUGGUUUAUCUGUCUAUGUCGACAUGUUAUUUAGUGGUAAUUUUUUCUGACCUAUACGUAACUACAAUUGUAAUAAAAGAGCGAGCGAGACACCAAUAAAAAAAAAUUACCUGGCCUGUUAUCAAAUUGUGGGACACAUGAUAUUAUUGUAGUUUUAAAUCUUAGUGUCUAACUGGCUUUCGCUCGUUCAGUACAUGUGUUCUUAUUCAAUUCCUACUGAUCUUUUACACAACUUAGCUAAGUUUUACCGGACAUUCUCUGCUUUCGAUUGGAUUUUGUACCUUGUGAUUUUAACGACCCUGGCUACGUUUUACUGGACUUUGUACCUUGUGAUUUUGACGACCCUGGCUACGUUUUACUGGACUUGAUAAUAAUUAUGUGGCGACCGUGGGUCAAUGCGAGUGCAAGUGAACAUAAGUCAUAUGUUCACUUAGACAUUGGUGCUCAACGAACUGUUUUAGCAGUUCAUAAAAAAAUUCUUGCUGAAAACGGACCAUAUGGUGCAAUCAAGCGCACAGCAGAAUUGACAGAAUACAGUGAGAGUACCGUCAAGAGAGUAGUUGCCCGGAAAGAACCUAGGAAGCCGAAAGUGAAUAAAUCUAAAUUCACAAAGAUCGAUAGCUUCACUAAAGACUUCAUUGACAGAGUAAUAAGUGAUUUUUAUUCUAAAAACAUGUCACCCACUACAAUGAUGAUAUAUGAAGAACUAACUAAAGAUGGUGCAAGCUUUCCAUAUUCACAAUCAUAUUUGUGCAAAGCGCUGAAGCAUUUGGGAUAUCGUUAUUCUACUUUAAACAAAAGACAAAUUUUAAUGGACUCUCCAAGACUGCUAAACCUACGCGACCAAUAUUUACAAGAAAUAUUGAGAUUUCGUGACUUGGGAAAGUUUAUCGUCUUUUUAGAUGAAACGUGGUACGACACCCAUGACGUCGCAAACAAAGGCUGGACCAAAGAAGACAGUAAUUGUACGUUAGACGCGCCGGCAUCAAGAGGCAAAAGAAUAAUUAUUCUACAUGCUGGAUCAGAAGAUGGCUGGGUGGACGGUGCUUUACUACUCUCGGCAAAAAACAUGGCCAAUUGUAGUGCCGACUACCAUGAAGACAUGACCGCCGCUUUAUUUGAAAGGUGGUUUGAGAACCAGUUGCUGCCAAAUAUUCCUGCCGGGAGUGUCAUUGUGAUGGACAAUGCGCCAUAUCACUCCCGGCAAAAGGAGUUAGUGCCUUGCACUAAUACUAAGAAAGGUGAUAUUCAAAAAUUUUUAAAAAAGCAUCAAAUUGAUUACCCGGAUAAGGCAACGAAAAAAAUGUUGCUAAAUAUUGUAAAAAGCAAGACAUUCAAAAAAAGUUAUCACGUGGAUGAAAAAGCUAAAGAAAGGGGUUGCGAACUAAUAUGUAUAAUAAUUAUACAUUUUUAUCUGUCUACAUAUUUUAUUUAACACCGCAAUACGUCCCUGUCGUGGCUAAGGUGCAUGUGUCUUUCCAAAAGAUUGAAUAUGAUGUUAUCUUUUUAGACCAUUUUAACCCCUUUCAACAAGAAAUAAGGUUUAAAAUUCAAUAUACAUGCAAUAUACUUCUAACUUAUUUUGUAAGUAAAUUGGUUGGCGCCUACGAGAACAAAAGCAGAUAAUAGGAUUGUAAUAGAACAAUGCCAUUGUUAGUACAGGUAAGUGAACAAGAUCAGUUCAAAAAA